AUGAUGCGACCAGGACCCCCCAUGUGUCAGCAGCACCAACUGACACAGCUUCUGAGCAAGGAUAUCAUCUGCCAUUUCUUUUGCUCUGACUUGUCACCCUGGUUAAACAUCCUCAGGUUCCCCAACGCAUCCUCUGGUCUCUGAAGCUGUUGGGGUUGUUGAACGCUACCCUUGUUUAUGGCCUAUACUGGCUACCUGCUGUUGGGGGCCACCAUCUUCCAGCUGCUGGACUCAAUCCGGGACCAGUUCCAGCUGCAGAAGCUGCACUUCCUAGAGAACUGGAGCAGUUCCUCCCCUUCCUUUCUGACCAUGCCACUCCAACGGGUGAUCCUGGAAGCCUGGGAGACAGGCGUGAACCCCAAAGGCAACCCCACCAACCCAGAUGGGGACUUCGGAAGCAGUUUCUUCUUUGAGGGCACAGUGGUCACCACGGCAGGCUAUGGAAACCUGGCGCCCAGCACAGAGGUGGGGCAGGCCUUCUGUGUCUUUGCCCCAAUAAGCAUCCCACUCAAUGUGGUCUUCCUUGACCUGGGAACAGGAACACUGGACAGGUGGGAGGACCAUCCCAGGUGUUCUCAGCUCCUGCAGGUCCUGGGCCUUGCUCUGCUCCUGACCCCGGGGACUCUGGUCAUUCUCGUCUUCGCACCCUUGUUACUCAACCACGUGGAGGGCUGGAGCUUUGCCUUCCUCAUCACCCUCAGCACCAUUGACUUCGGGGACUAUGUUGUCUGCACAGACCCCAGCAAGCAUUAUGUCACCAUAUACCUCAGCUUGGCAGCUGUCUGGAUCCUCCUAGGGCAGGCGUGGCUCCCAGUGGUCCUCAGCCUGGGAUCCCUGCUUCUGCACAGGUGCUCCUGUCUCUGACUGCUCCUCAGAGGCCUGGACCUCAAGAACGGAGGAACCCCUCACCCCAGACCUCAGAAAAUCCCCAUCUCUGCAUGCUGCCCAAGUAUUCCAGCCACCCAUCCUACCUCACCUACCCCCGCCCCAAGCCCAUGCUGUUUCACAUAG
Arvicola amphibius (Eurasian water vole) is the source of this 1011-nucleotide messenger RNA. It is a transcript of the gene Kcnk16, whose product is annotated as potassium two pore domain channel subfamily K member 16. Gene Ontology annotation, biological process: potassium ion transmembrane transport; stabilization of membrane potential. Gene Ontology annotation, cellular component: membrane. NCBI's taxonomy places the organism in Eukaryota, Metazoa, Chordata, Mammalia, Rodentia, Cricetidae. The record is from RefSeq and is a predicted model, not a curated record. Gene Ontology annotation, molecular function: potassium ion leak channel activity.